UCUUCGGUUGCUUAGCAACGCUCCCUAACUACAACACGGGUGGUUGGAUUAAUGUCUAGCGUUAGUAUUCCGUCGACACUGGUUUAACGUUAAAUGUAGUUGUCAAAGAAACUAAUAAGUGGCAUCUUUGCCUUAACACCACAUUUAACGUACGGACGUGUUGCUUUUCUAACGGUUAAAAAAAUUUGCGUUGUUGUUGACGCCUGCACAGUUCAAAUGGGUAACGUUAGCGCUAACAUUGGCGUUCAAACCGUCUGUCGUAUAGUUAGCGUUAAUUAACUUUAGUUUUACGGUUACGUUAGCUAGCUAGCUAACGUUAGCAAACAGACACAACUCGUUAUUUAGCUUCAACGUAUUCGCUAACGUUAGCUUUCUUCUGACAUGGACCAGGAUAUUCGCCAGUAUCUCACCAAGGCAAAGGAACAACAAGACUCUGGAGCUCUGCAGUCAGCCUACCAAUUAAUUAAGGACAGUAUUGCAGUAGCUGGAACCAGUGGACGAACUCCAUGCAUUGCCCCAGAGUUGUACGUUGUUUGUGCGGAAGCAGCUCUUCAGCUGGGUUGCUUGGAGAUAAGCACAGCGUGUCUAAAGAUGUACUUUGAAGGGAAUCCGCCGGCUAAUCAAUUUUUGUGUCGAGCCUACCUCUGCCAGGGCCAGCUGAAGUCUCCACCGGCAACUGGGAGUGUGGAAGACUUUGAAGAGGCUGUGCUUUAUUUUCUUAAAGCAAUUGAAAUUUCAAAGCGUGAACCAAGAUACCACUUCAUAGUGUUCAAUGCCUCAGUGCUGUACUUCCAGACAGUGUGUCUUCUUCUGCUGCCAGGCCGAUGCCUCCACCUUGUCCCCUCCCUCAGGCAGGUGGUUCAAAGUCUGGAGGAUGUGGCAGACCAGGACCACAGCUGGAGGGCUGAACUCAUGGCAUCUUUAAAAAGUUUUGGGGGACUCUGGAAAAAAGGACGGGGCUGCAAUUUGUCCCAAAAGUUACAGAAGAUUUUAAAUCGGCACAUCCCCCCAUUUUUUACCAAGGGGGACCCCCUUUACAAUAGGGAAAAACAAAAUUUUUCUUUGUGA
Molecule: messenger RNA, 1068 nt
Organism: Etheostoma spectabile (orangethroat darter)
Lineage: Eukaryota; Metazoa; Chordata; Actinopteri; Perciformes; Percidae
Product: cilia- and flagella-associated protein 46
Exons: 6
Coding region: 382-1068 (228 amino acids)
Biological process (GO): cilium movement involved in cell motility; axoneme assembly
Source: RefSeq, a predicted model, not a curated record